UCUCAUCAAAAUGAAGCAUUUUUCUCUCGUUUCACUUGUAUUUUGGUCUAUAUAUGUUCACCUGUUUUCUCUAUUAACAUUGAACUUACUAUGGUUCAACCCAAACAUGAUUGCCUUUGCAUCAGGAAAUGAUACUGAUUAUUUGGCACUGCUUAAAUUCCGGGAAUCCAUAUCCAGUGACCCACUUGGAAUCUUGCUUUCUUGGAAUAGUUCUUCUCACUUUUGUAAUUGGCAUGGAAUCACAUGCAAUCCCAUGCAUCAAAGAGUUACAAAGUUAGACUUGGGAGGAUACAAGUUGAAGGGUUCCAUAUCUCCCCACAUAGGCAAUCUCUCCUACAUGAGAAUCUUCAACCUCAACAAAAACUACUUGUAUGGGAACAUCCCACAAGAAUUGGGACGGUUGUCACAAUUGCAGAACUUCUCUGUGGGAAAUAACUCAUUGGAAGGGAAAAUUCCUACAAACUUGACAGGUUGCACUCAUCUCAAACUCCUAAACUUAUAUGGGAACAAUCUGAUUGGCAAAAUACCGAUUACAAUUGCCUCACUACCGAAGCUUCAACUUCUGAAUGUCGGGAACAAUAAGUUAACUGGAGGAAUCCCACCAUUCAUAGGGAAUCUUUCUGCUCUACUUUAUCUCUCAGUGGAGAGUAAUAACAUAGAGGGAGAUGUUCCACAUGAAAUGUGCCAGCUAAACAACUUGAUAAGGAUACGGAUGCCUGCCAACAAACUAACUGGAACAUUUCCUUCAUGUCUUUGUAAUGUCUCAUCUCUCAUCGAAAUCUCAGCUACAGAUAAUCAAUUUCAUGGCUCUCUUCCACCUAACAUGUUCCACACCCUCCCAAAUCUCCAACGAUUUUAUGUUGCGCUCAACCAAAUCUCAGGUUCAAUCCCACCUUCCAUCAUAAAUGUGUCUAAGCUUUCAGUACUUGAGAUUAGUGGAAACCAAUUCACAGGACAAGUUCCACCUCUAGGGAAGCUACGAGAUCUUUUUCACCUAAGGUUGUCUUGGAACAAACUAGGUGACAAUUCAGCUAAUAAUUUGGAGUUUUUAAAAUCAUUGACAAACUGUAGUAGGUUGGAAAUGUUAUCCAUAGCUGACAAUAAUUUUGGAGGUCAUUUGCCAAAUUCUUUGGGCAAUUUAUCCACCCAACUCAAUCAACUGAAUCUUGGAGGUAAUCAGAUAUCAGGAGAAAUUCCAGAAACUAUAGGAAAUUUAAUUGGCCUAUCUUUCUUAACCAUGCAAGAUAACCGCAUUGAUGGGAUUAUCCCAACCACUUUUGGGAAGUUUCAAAAAAUGCAAGUGUUAGAUGUAAGUAUAAACAAGUUGUUAGGAGAGAUAGGAGCCUUCAUAGGCAAUCUCAGUCAAUUGUUUCAUUUGGAAAUGGGUGAAAAUAUGUUAGAAGGAAAUAUUCCUCCAAGCAUAGGAAACUGCCAAAAGUUACAAUACUUAAACCUUUCACAAAACAACCUUACAGGAACCAUACCACUAGAGGUUUUUAAUCUUUCCUCUUUGACAAACUUGUUGGAUUUGUCAUACAACUCAUUGAGCAGUAGUAUACCAGAAGAAGUGGGAAACUUAAAGCAUAUCAAUUUGAUAGAUGUGUCCGAGAAUCAUCUGUCUGGUUACAUUCCUGGAACCCUCGGAGAAUGCACAAUGUUGGAGUCCCUUUAUUUGAAAGGAAAUACUUUACAAGGAAUCAUACCAUCCUCUUUGGCAUCACUUAAAGGUCUUCAACGUUUAGACCUGUCACGAAAUCACUUGUCUGGAUCAAUUCCUGAUGUUCUGCAAAACAUUUCUUUCUUAGAAUAUUUCAAUGUAUCUUUUAACAUGUUGGAAGGUGAGGUGCCAACUGAAGGUGUCUUUCGAAAUGCAAGUGGAUUUGUGAUGACUGGAAAUAGUAAUCUUUGUGGAGGUAUUUUCGAACUGCAUCUGCCACCAUGCCCUAUCAAAGGUAAGAAACUUGCCCAACACCACAAGUUUUGGUUGAUAGCAGUGAUAGUUAGUGUGGCUGCUUUUCUUCUCAUACUUUCGAUUAUUCUAACUAUCUACUGGAUGAGAAAAAGAAGUAACAAACUAUCUUUGGAUUCACAAACAAUUGACCAGCUGGCUAAAGUUUCAUACCAAAGCUUGCACAAUGGAACUGAUGGUUUCUCAACAACAAACUUGAUAGGCUCUGGAAAUUUUAGCUCUGUCUACAAAGGAACUCUUGAGUUAGAAGACAAAGUUGUUGCAAUAAAGGUCCUAAACCUUCAAAAAAAAGGAGCACGCAAGAGUUUCAUUGCUGAAUGCAAUGCCCUUAAAAGUAUUAAACAUCGAAAUCUGGUUCAGAUUUUAACGUGUUGCUCCAGCACAGAUUACAAAGGCCAAGAAUUUAAAGCUUUGAUAUUUGAGUACCUGAAAAAUGGGAGCCUAGAACAGUGGCUGCAUCCAAGGACAUUAACUCCUGAAAAGCCAGGAACAUUGAACCUUGACCAAAGAUUAAAUAUCAUGAUUGAUGUUGCUUCUGCAAUACAUUAUCUUCAUCAUGAAUGUAAGGAGUCGAUUAUUCAUUGUGAUUUAAAGCCGGGCAAUGUACUUCUUGAUGAUGAUAUGACUGCUCACGUGAGUGAUUUUGGCUUAACAAGACUUCUUUCAACUAUUAAUGGUGCCACUUCUAAGCAAACAAGUACAAUUGGAAUAAAGGGGACUGUUGGCUACAUUCCUCCAGAGUAUGGAGUGGGUUGUGAGGUAUCUACGAAUGGCGACAUGUAUAGCUUUGGGAUUCUUAUCUUGGAAAUGCUUACGGGAAGAAGACCCACAAAUGAAAUCUUUGAAGAUGGUCAAAAUUUGCACAACUUUGUGGAAAAUUCAUUUCCUGAUAAUCUUUUACAGAUUUUGGAUCCAUCACUUGCACUGAAACAUGAAGAAGCAACAAUAAACGAAGACCAUAAUCAGAAACUUACUCCAAGUGUUGAAAAAUGCUUAGUUUCGCUCUUUAAGAUUGGACUUGCUUGUUCAGUGAAAUCACCAAAAGAAAGAAUGAAUAUGAUGGAUGUCACUAGAGAGCUAAGCAAAAUUAGAACCACCUUUCUUUCGGGUUAAGAUAAAUGGAAAAUGACCUAAUUCUCCGCAUACAGUGCUUGUGCCAAAUUUUAAUUGCAGUUCCUUUUAUUUAUAAUAAUACUCUUUUGUUUUUUUUUUGUAUUUAUUUCAAAAUUAUUAAUUUUCC
This is a messenger RNA of Glycine soja, 3209 nucleotides long. Its product is annotated as probable LRR receptor-like serine/threonine-protein kinase At3g47570. The record is from RefSeq and is a predicted model, not a curated record. Lineage: Eukaryota; Viridiplantae; Streptophyta; Magnoliopsida; Fabales; Fabaceae. Gene Ontology annotation, biological process: protein phosphorylation. Bases 11 to 3082 code for a protein of 1023 amino acids. Gene Ontology annotation, molecular function: protein kinase activity; ATP binding; protein binding. The transcript is spliced from 2 exons.